Messenger RNA from Scatophagus argus, 1107 nucleotides. RefSeq names its product olfactory receptor 10A3-like. The coding region runs from base 115 to 1071 and encodes 318 amino acids. Gene Ontology annotation, cellular component: membrane. Lineage: Eukaryota; Metazoa; Chordata; Actinopteri; Scatophagidae. The record is from RefSeq and is a predicted model, not a curated record. Gene Ontology annotation, biological process: G protein-coupled receptor signaling pathway. The transcript has a single exon. Gene Ontology annotation, molecular function: olfactory receptor activity; G protein-coupled receptor activity.
GUCACAUUUUUGUCCAAAUUAUGCUUUUGAACAAAACAGUUGAUUUAUUUACGAUGGAGGAAGUAAAAAGCAAACUCUGUCAUAACCUGUAGUUGUGUCAUUUAAACAAGAGUUAUGCUCAAUUCAACUUCAUCAACCUUGUCCUAUUUCAUUCUUGAAGCUUACAUGUCUGUCGGAAGUCUGAGAUAUUUUUAUUUCAUGAUAACUACAGUGUUGUACAUUGUGAUUAUCUUUGCCAACACAACUCUCAUCAUGGUUAUCUGCAUGAACAGAAGCUUACAUGAACCUAUGUACAUUUUCCUGUGCAGCCUGUUUGUAAAUGAACUGUAUGGUAGUACAGGGUUGUUUCCAUUCCUGCUGGUUCAGAUCCUCUCUGACGUUCACAUUGUUUCUGCUUCAGUUUGCUUCCUGCAGAUUUUCUGUGUGUACACAUAUGUGAAUGUAGAGUUCUGUAACUUAGCUGUCAUGUCUUAUGACAGAUAUCUCGCUAUCUGUUGUCCUCUGCAAUAUAACACACGUAUGACACAUAACAAGGUGUUUGUCAUUAUUAUGAUGCUGUGGUUGUAUCCAUUUCUAAAAUGUCUUGUUACUUUGUCCUUAAACGUCCAUUUGCAGUUCUGUGGAAACACCAUAAACAGUCUGUAUUGUCAUAAUUACCUGAUUGUAAAACUGGCCUGCUCUGAAACCAAAGUGAAUAACAUUUAUGGACUUGUUUCCAUUGUUUUCUCUGUUUUAAUGCCAUUGCUUGUAAUCCUUUUCUCUUACAUGAAAAUUCUCAAAAUUUGUUUUUCUGGUUCCAAACAGACCAGACAGAAAGCUGUCAGUACCUGCACACCUCACCUUGUGUCUCUCAUAAACUUUUCUUUCGGGUGUUUCUUUGAAAUACUCCAGACCAGAUUUGAUAUGACCAAUGUUCCCAAUGUGCUGCGAAUCAUUUUGUCACUAUAUUUCUCCUUACUGCAACCAAUUUUGAAUCCUGUCAUGAAUGGACUGCAAAUGUCCAAAAUACGAAACACAUGUAAAGAUUUAUUUUAUUGUAAAAUGAUAACUGGCCAUAGAGAUUUAAUAUAAAGAGAUGGGGCUGCAUUUUUUGUUAUUUGUAAUUUG